AGUGGCGUGAUUAUUCGAUAGCGAAUGAUAGAGAAAAUGUACGUCAUGUGAUUGUGGAUUCUUUUUUCGCACGGAGCAGUCACCUGUCGGCCAAGAAAAUACAAUUACGCCUGCAAUUCGACAGUGAACAAUUAGCAAGAUGGCGGCCCAAAUACGCACCGUGGUGUCCCAAACGUUCCUGUGGCUCUUCCUCGCCGUGGCCACCAUCCUGACCCUGUACUUUGUGAUGACGGGCAAGGGCGAGCGGGUGAGCGUGGGCUGGUUCCUGGCCUCCUCGAACCCGUACAUGUGGGCCUGCCUGGGCAUCGGGCUCUCCGUCUCGCUGUCGGUGGUGGGCGCCGCCCUGGGCAUCCAUACGACGGGCACGAGCAUCGUGGGCGGCGGCGUGAAGGCGCCCCGCAUCAAGACCAAGAAUUUGAUCUCGGUCAUCUUCUGCGAGGCGGUGGCCAUCUACGGUCUGAUCACCGCCAUCGUGCUGUCCGGCCAGCUGGAGCAGUUCUCGAUGGAGACGGCCCUGUCGAAGGUGGCCAUCCAGAACACCAACUGGUUCUCCGGCUACCUCAUCUUCGGCGCUGGCCUGGCCGUCGGCCUGGUCAAUCUGUUCUGCGGUAUCGCUGUGGGCAUUGUGGGUUCGGGUGCCGCCCUCUCGGACGCCGCCAAUGCCGCCCUGUUCGUCAAGAUCCUUAUUGUGGAAAUCUUCGGCUCGGCCAUCGGUCUGUUCGGCCUCAUCGUGGGCAUCUACAUGACCUCCAAGUCCAAGAUGGGCGACAAGGAUUAGGCGCCGUCGCCAGCCAUCCAGUCCUUCGCCACUCCAUUAUCAUCACGAAGAACAACAAUCAGUCAUCAAAGCAUUCCCCCAUCCCGAUGCAGACACGCACAACACCAGUGUUUGCCUAUUUUUUGGAAAUUACGACUCGCUUUACGCAGUUACUGCUUGCAGGAGACUCCCGACAAACCGAAAUCCGAUCAGCCGAAAC
This is a messenger RNA of Drosophila erecta, 977 nucleotides long. It is a transcript of the gene VhaPPA1-1, whose product is annotated as V-type proton ATPase 21 kDa proteolipid subunit. Gene Ontology annotation, molecular function: proton-transporting ATPase activity, rotational mechanism. The record is from RefSeq and is a predicted model, not a curated record. Gene Ontology annotation, cellular component: proton-transporting V-type ATPase, V0 domain. The transcript has 3 exons. Bases 140 to 778 code for a protein of 212 amino acids. Gene Ontology annotation, biological process: proton transmembrane transport. Lineage: Eukaryota; Metazoa; Arthropoda; Insecta; Diptera; Drosophilidae.